This is a messenger RNA of Enhydra lutris kenyoni (northern sea otter), 1140 nucleotides long. Its product is annotated as gap junction protein delta 4. Lineage: Eukaryota; Metazoa; Chordata; Mammalia; Carnivora; Mustelidae. The transcript has 2 exons. The record is from RefSeq and is a predicted model, not a curated record. Gene Ontology annotation, cellular component: connexin complex. Gene Ontology annotation, biological process: cell communication. Bases 1 to 1140 code for a protein of 379 amino acids.
AUGGAACGUCUGGAUCUGCUGGGAUUCCUUCUUAUCACCGUCAACUGCAACAUGACUAUUGUGGGGAAGAUCUGGCUUAUCUUCAUGGUACUGCUGAGGAUGGUGGUGAUCAUCUUGGCAGGCUCCCCUGUCUACCAGGAUGAGCAGGAGAGGUUUGUGUGUAACACUCUGCAGCCGGGAUGCGCCAACGUUUGCUACGACAUCUUCUCCCCGGUGUCCCACCUGCGGUUCUGGCUGAUCCAGAGCGUGUCUGUCCUCCUCCCUUCUGCCAUUUUCAGUGUCUACGUGCUCCACAGAGGGGCUGUGCUCGCCGCCCGUGGACUCUGUGGGCCAGAUGGCGGUCCCACCCGCCCUGAGCCCUGUGACCAGAGCCCUGGGGACAGGCAGCAUCCUCCGCCCUGCAGGGAGCCCUACCACCUGACAGUGCCGGAUUUCUCCUCCAGCUACAUCGUCCACCUCUUCCUUAGGGUGCUGACCGAGGCAGCUUUUGGUGCCUCGCAUUACCUCCUCUUUGGAUUCUUGGUCCCCAAGAGAUUCUCUUGCACCCACGCUCCCUGCACCAGCGUGGUGGACUGUUACGUCUCCCGGCCCACGGAGAAGUCCAUUAUGAUGCUUUUCAUGUGGGCGGUCAGUGCGCUCUCCCUGCUGCUCAGUGUGGCUGACCUCCUCUGCAGCGUUCGUGGGAGGACGAGCAGGGGCGGGGCCCCCGCCAAGGAUCCCCUGGGCCACACCGCCGGCCGCCCGCUGUCCCGGAGCCUGGGUGCUAGGUCAGGUCCGAUGGCCGGCAACCGUGCGUGGGUGGAGGAGGGGGCGCCCAUCCACCGCGGCCUGUGGACUGGAGCGGAGGGUGCCGACAGCCCCAGUGGGAAGUCCGCUGUGUCGGGGCGGAUGGGGCUUCCGGAUGAAGAUGAGAGCGAGGUGCUGUCCUCUGCCAGCGAGAAGCUGGCCACGGCUUGCAAAGAGCCCGGGAGUAGGGCACAAGCGGAGGCCUCCCAGGACCCCAGGGUCGAGGGUCCCACAAGGUCCGAGGAGCAUCUCUUAGUGUCUCGGAGCCGGCUGGGCCGGCGCUAUCCAUCCGGUCAGCUACCGCCCCCCGACGGGCUCGCCAACUCCAGAUCCAGAAAGUCUGAGUGGGUCUGA